Molecule: messenger RNA, 488 nt
Organism: Venturia canescens
Lineage: Eukaryota; Metazoa; Arthropoda; Insecta; Hymenoptera; Ichneumonidae
Product: histone H4
Exons: 1
Coding region: 33-344 (103 amino acids)
Biological process (GO): nucleosome assembly
Cellular component (GO): nucleosome
Molecular function (GO): structural constituent of chromatin; protein heterodimerization activity; DNA binding
Source: RefSeq, a predicted model, not a curated record
AACUGUGUCAGUCGUUUUCAAUUUUAAACACAAUGACUGGACGCGGAAAGGGAGGAAAGGGAUUGGGAAAGGGAGGAGCUAAGCGCCAUCGCAAAGUUCUUCGUGAUAACAUCCAAGGAAUUACGAAACCAGCUAUCCGUCGUUUGGCUCGUCGUGGAGGUGUCAAACGUAUUUCUGGUUUGAUCUAUGAAGAAACUCGUGGAGUUCUCAAAGUAUUUCUUGAGAACGUUAUCCGUGAUGCAGUAACUUACACCGAGCACGCCAAGAGGAAGACAGUAACUGCAAUGGACGUCGUGUAUGCUUUGAAACGUCAAGGCCGUACUCUCUACGGAUUCGGCGGUUAAACGUUCGUCGGUUGCGUUCUUCACAUGUAACAUCGACAAAACGGCCCUUUUAAGGGCCAAAAACAUAUCUGAACGUAGAUCUUAUUCUAGUUACACAAUCUGAAUAAUACAUGAGAAUCUCCAAUUUCAACCCUCUACCAAGUU